AUGAUCAAUUCAUUGUCAACCAAGAUGCAUUCUUCACGGACAGACAAUAUCACCAAAAAGGUCAAGCACAAACCAGUAAAAAUAAAACGCGAAGCAAGAUAUAUCAUGUACGUGGCAAAGAAGAAUGUCGUUCGUGGAAGCAUACCGAUGAACAACACAAAAGAUCUAAGACAAAGUCUCGAACUUCAUUUAAAGAAAAGCUAG
Messenger RNA from Blumeria graminis f. sp. triticale, 204 nucleotides. The record is from the annotation of a GenBank genome assembly. NCBI's taxonomy places the organism in Eukaryota, Fungi, Ascomycota, Leotiomycetes, Helotiales, Erysiphaceae.